UGUUUGCAAAAUACAAUUACCAAUUAGCCACUCUAGUGUGACCAAAAAUAAUAUUAGUCGUCUUAUGAUUUGAACAAACUUGCGUGUAAAAUUUCAAAACAUAUUUUACUGCAGCUAACAGUUAUUAGAUAAAGGCUAUAUAUUCACCAUGGAGACGCAGCUCGUACAAAUAUUAGCAAACAUGAUUAGUUUGUUAACUGUUUUAUCAUGUUUAUUUCUGAAAGUGCCUCAAAUCUUAUACAUAAGAAAGAAACAAUCUGCUGAUGGAAUAUAUAUGCAGGCAAUGUUAAUGGAAAUCACUGGAUUUACAAUUGUAACUCUCUACAAUUACACAAAUCAAUACAGUGUAAUGACAUAUUUGGAAUAUCCCAUUAUACUCCUGCAAGUUUAUGUACUGUUGUAUUAUGUAUUAAAAUUUAAAGGGUACUUAUCAGCUCCUGUUGUGCCUUUUUUAAUAACAGCAUAUUUUGCAAUAAUUCUCAGCUUUGUCCUCGAGAUACUACCAAAAGAAAUACUAUCCUAUUUAGUGCCUUUUUGUACACCUUUGAGUGGAUCUGCCAAGGUUACCUAUAUUUAUGGAAUAAUCAAGGCAGCGAAUGCAGAUGCUGUAUCAUUAACUACAUGGAUUAUUUCUGUUUUAACAAACAUAUCACGUCUCUUUACUGUGUACGUUGACUCUGCUGAUACGAAAUUAAUGAUCAACUUCCUGGUAUCUACAACACUGAGUGCUGGAGUUCUAGCCACAGCUAUUUACUAUCAAAGGUAUCCAACAAAACCUACACCACAAAAACAGAGAAGAAGACGAAGUUUAUCCGCCGACCGAAAUCAUCAACAUAAGGAGUAAUUUAUUGAUAAAAUUUCUCAUCAAUAUUUAUAAAUACAAUGAAAGCAAUAAUAAAUUCUUAGCUAUAUUUUGAAAACUAGCAAAUGACAUGCUUAAAUUUUAGACAUUUUUUAUGUUUAUAUUGAUCAAUCUAUAUUAUGCAUGUUAAGCCACUAGUUUGUUAGAAAUUUAUAUAUAAAAUAUUCUAAUAAGGUAAAAGACACUAGAGUAUUUAAAAAUAUAUAGUUAUUAAUUUAGAUAUGUCGCAUAAUACCUAUGUUGGUUAUGAUUCCUUCCUUAGUAAAAAUAGAUUUCCUAUCUCACUUUCUAUAUUGCCUUAUUUGAGCACAAUAUUAUAUUUAUACUUAAUGAUGCUUGUGCGAUGUAAACUGAAAACAAAAGGCAUUACAAACACAGUAUUAAGUUGAAAAAUUGUAUUGAAUUUUGUUCUAUGUUGUCUAGUCAAAUUGAUCCAGUACAAGGGCUGAAAAUUAUUUAUAUUUAUCAGAUUUAAAAUAACUCACUUAGAUAUUAAACUAAAGCACAAUAUUAGCGCACAAUUUUGCGAUUAGGUUUCUCAAAAAAGUGUGCUAUAAUCCAAUGAAAAAUGUGCUUACUAAAACAAUUUAAAAAGACAUUUUGUGAUAAUUAUAAUUAUUUUAUGUUUAUGUAUUCCAUGUUAAUAAAAUAUUUGCCUAGUCAAUUAUAACGAUUAAGUAAAGUCAUAACAACGAAUUGUUGUAGCCAUACAGAAAAUGAAUCUCAAAAAGAAAAAAAAAUAAUAUACUAAGGUAUAGUAAAAAUGUAACUACUAUAGAGAUCAGAGCUGAAAAUACUUUGUUAGAAGUCAUAAAUUGAAUGAUAUUGUGUACAAUGAAUAUAUAUAUUUAAAUUGAGUGCCAAAUGAGGCUUGCUUGUUAAAUAUUUAAUAGUUAUAUUCUGGCAUAUUGUUACAUUUAACAUAUAAUAUUUAAUAAAUGAUAUAUAGACAAGA
Vanessa tameamea is the source of this 1817-nucleotide messenger RNA. RefSeq names its product solute carrier family 66 member 3. Lineage: Eukaryota; Metazoa; Arthropoda; Insecta; Lepidoptera; Nymphalidae. The transcript has 5 exons. The record is from RefSeq and is a predicted model, not a curated record. The coding region runs from base 149 to 844 and encodes 231 amino acids.